This is a messenger RNA of Brassica oleracea var. oleracea, 843 nucleotides long. RefSeq names its product F-box/kelch-repeat protein At3g16740-like. The transcript has a single exon. Gene Ontology annotation, molecular function: protein binding. The record is from RefSeq and is a predicted model, not a curated record. The annotation marks the transcript as partial. NCBI's taxonomy places the organism in Eukaryota, Viridiplantae, Streptophyta, Magnoliopsida, Brassicales, Brassicaceae.
GAAAGAUAUCAGAAGUGAUAUGUUCUGUCGGUAUACAUACAUAAAUAUAUAGAUCCAGAAGAAAUCGGCGAACCUACAUUUAUUUCCAUAACAAAUUCGAUCCUUGUGGCGAUGAUAUCCGAUCUUCCAAGGGAUUUGGCGGAGAGGGUGCUCUCUAGGCUUCCGGUGACAUCUCUGGGAGGAGUGCGAUCUACAUGCAAAAACUGGAGAGCUUUAUCAAAAGACAGGAUUUUUACAAAGAGGCACAUCAGUGAAGCAAAAGCAGCAGCAAAGAAGAGGAAGGAGUUUCAGGUGGUGAUGAUGCUCGAUUUUAGGGUUUAUCUAUUCAACGUCAAUUUUACCAAUCUCCUCAAUACAUCUAUGGAGCGUAUAGGUAAACUUGUUAGCCCAGAUCGUAUCGAGAUAUCUCAAAUCUUUCACUGCAGCGGUUUGUUGUUAUGCAUCACCAAAGACAAAUCUAGGCUUGUUGUGUGGAACCCUUGUUCCGGACAAACGAGGUGGAUCGAACCACCGAGAAAUUCUUAUUACGACAUAUUGGACAGGUACGCUCUCGGUUAUGAGAUGAAGAAAGACAAGUACUCGCAGCGUCCUAGCCUCAAAGUGUUGAGAUUUGUGGAUGAUUACGACCCGCGGGUGAAUCGUCGAGUUACUAAGUUUGAAAUCUACAAUCUAAACUCGAACUCAUGGAAAGUUGUUGAUUGUGUCAAUGAUCCGGACUGGGAAAUAGAAUCUCACCACUAUGGCGUGUCUAUCAAAGGCGGCAACACUUACUGGUGUGCACGACAGAAGCAUGAUCCACCACGCCCGGAUUUCCUUAUCUGUUUUGAUUUUACAACCGAGAGA